AUGCCAUCCUGCGAUUCCAGCGCCGUGGAUGGAACGAUUUCUGAAACAAGGCUCUGGGAAGGGGGUUGGAUGUUUCAUAAUCUAGCCAUCAUUCUUUGUGCAAUAUUCACUCUCAUAGCUUUCAUUAUCGCCGGCAUUCUGAUCAUCGGCCAUGCGACCCAUUACAGCCGACCAUCUGAGCAAAGAUAUAUUCUUCGAAUUCUUUUCAUGAUUCCAAUAUACUCGUUGACAUCCUUUCUCUGUGUGGCCUUUUAUAAGAAAACGGUCAUUUUUCAGCUUAUAGGUAAUUGUUACGAGCCUUUUACUAUUGCAUCCUUCUUUGCAUUACUCUGUAACUAUAUCGUCCCGGAUCUUCAUGACCAGAAAGAAUAUUUCCGACACAUUAAGCCAGUGAACUGGGUAUGGCCAGUUACUUGGUUUCAGAAAUUCACUGGCGGUCAAAAUGGAAUAUGGCGGCAGCCUCGUAGCGGAUUGACCUGGUUCAAUGUCAUUUGGAUAGGCGUAUUUCAUUAUUGCUUCAUUCGGGUGGUGAUGACAGUCAUUGCUGUGGUGGCAGAGUCAACCAAUGUCUAUUGUGAGACUUCGAUUAGCCCGGUCUUUGCCCACUUUUGGGUCCUCCUAAUCGAAUCCAUUGCUGUCUCAAUCGCAAUGUACUGUUUGAUUCAGUUCUAUAUUCAGAUUAAAGGUGAUAUCGCGCAACACAAACCAUUUCUAAAAAUUGUGUGCAUCAAGCUCGUGAUUUUCUUGUCGUUCUGGCAGUCGACCAUUAUCGACCUUCUUACAUCUUCCGGGCUUGUCAAAGGAUCCGACAAAAUCGCUCUACAAGAUUGGAAUAACGCGUUGCCCAACCUCCUCAUUUGCAUGGAGAUGGCCACGUUCGCCGUUCUUCACCUCUGGGGCUUUCCAUGGCGACACUAUGUGAUCAACAUGCAGAAGGACGGCAAUAUUAGAGAAAGGAUCCAAGAAUAUCACGGAGGCCGGCUAGGCACUGCAGCCAUAAUGGAUGCAAUGAAUCCAUGGGAUCUCUGCAAGGCAAUUGCCCGUGGCCUGCGCUGGUUGUUUGUCGGCCGUAAACAACGUAUGCUAGACCAAAGCUAUCAGCUCGCGGCGAACAGAGGGUCGCAAGAACACCAUGAAUACCAUCACCUACCGGAGACUGUAUAA
Messenger RNA from Talaromyces proteolyticus, 1164 nucleotides. Its product is annotated as organic solute transporter Ostalpha-domain-containing protein. Lineage: Eukaryota; Fungi; Ascomycota; Eurotiomycetes; Eurotiales; Trichocomaceae. The transcript is spliced from 6 exons. Bases 1 to 1164 code for a protein of 387 amino acids. The record is from RefSeq and is a predicted model, not a curated record. Gene Ontology annotation, molecular function: transporter activity. Gene Ontology annotation, biological process: transport.